Nomascus leucogenys (northern white-cheeked gibbon) is the source of this 3570-nucleotide messenger RNA. RefSeq names its product oligodendrocytic myelin paranodal and inner loop protein (gene OPALIN). The record is from RefSeq and is a predicted model, not a curated record. Gene Ontology annotation, cellular component: cell-cell contact zone; plasma membrane. NCBI's taxonomy places the organism in Eukaryota, Metazoa, Chordata, Mammalia, Primates, Hylobatidae.
AAUGUGGACUCCUGUCAGCUGGGGAUGGAGUGGCCAGCCUCAGCCUUGUGUAACCCAUUGUUUCCAAAGGGCUGCAGGCUGCAGAAGCCCCCAAGCUCUCAGGCCAGCUGUGGCUUCUUUGCUGAGAUGGAGGUAUAGCCAAGAAAGCAGCCCGAAAAGUAAGAAGGACAGAAAAUCAAGGCAAAGAGGGUGGGUGAACCAGGCCAUACACGGUGGCCAUGGAGCAGCAGCCCAUCUUUCCCGAGGGAUGGACUGAGGGCUGGCUACACCCCUGACCAUAAAUGGCUUGGCCAGGGUUCUCUUGGAGCCACCUCUCAGCCUGCCUCUGCAGCUUUGUCAGCUAACUGUUCCUACAAAUGAAAGACGCAAGCCAAUAAAGCCAGUGAGAAAGGAGCUUGCCAAAGGCAGUGUACGAAGAAGGUUCUUGGGAGACUGUCAGAAAUGAGUUUUUCACUGAACUUCACCCUGCCGGCGAACACAACUUCCUCUCCUGUUACAGGUGGGAAAGAAACGGAUUGCGGGCCCUCUCUUGGAUUAGCGGCGGGCAUCCCAUCCCUGGUGGCCACAGCCCUGCUGGUGGCUUUACUAUUUACUUUGAUUCACCGAAGAAGAAGCAACAUUGAGGCCAUGGAGGAAAGUGACAGACCAUGUGAAAUUUCAGAAAUUGAUGACAAUCCCAAGAUAUCUGAGAAUCCUAGGAGAUCACCCACACAUGAGAAGAAUACAAUGGGAGCACAAGAGGCCCACAUAUAUGUGAAGACAGUAGCAGGAAGAGAGGAACCUGUGCAUGACCCUUACCGUCCUACUAUAGAAAUGGAAAGAAGGAGGGGAUUGUGGUGGCUUGUGCCCAGACUGAGCCUGGAAUGAUGCAGCUCAGUCAAGGAGCAGACCUGGCACUGGAACAGGGUUGAAAACCCAGGGUUUUGUACUUGGAGAGGAGAGAUGCCAAGCUGCUUCUUAAUCAAUCCAAAUUUCAUUUACAGCUCUGGAACACUUUGGGGCUGAUUUGUCUCUUUAGGGGACAUCGCCAACACGGUUAAUUCCAACUCUCAGAUCUUGUGCUUUAGUUAGUACAUGUAACUCACCAGAUGGGGUCCUUAGAUCCUGUUCCAGCUCCCAAUGGGAAUUUGCUUUUCUUUGUCAUUUUGGGAAAGGGGCUUGGUUUCUGAGUGUUUUGCCUUCUCAUCUUUUUUUUUCAUAUCCUUUUUCUAAAAAAAGCCAUCAGAUCUGACUUUCAUGGAAGUGUUACCGAGGUCAGCCUGGUGCAAGUUGGGAUACAAAUGAAACUUACGCAGGAUGUGUGAGAGGAAGCAGUUAAUUGUUUCUGAAUAUCUCAGGGUAGAAAUCAUGUGGAGCCACACAUUCCUGACCACAGGGAAGCACAUGGCUCAAUCAUGCCACACAGCAGCGGAAAGAAUAUGGACUCUUAAGUCACAGCUACCACUGAGCAGCUGUACGACUUUGGAGAAGUUGUUUAACAUUUCCAAGCCUCAGUUUUUGCUUUUUUAAAGGAGGGAAAUAUUUGCCUCAUGUCAUAAUUGAAAAGAUUAAAUAAGAAAUAAAGGGAAGUGUCUGCUACUUAGUUGCCAGUCAAAAUGUUAGUUCUCUCUCUCUACCCCCUUCCUCCUACCUCUUCCCAUAUUGCUUGCCUCAUAAAAUAGCUAAUCACCAGCAUUUGUUCCCCAUAGUCACAGGGUCACAAAAGGGAACAUUUAGGGCAAAUUUUCUCCAUGGCCUGUGAUCCAAAUUGUUAUCUAAAGAUGAUUCUGGGUGUUGCUGGUAGUAUGUGAAUCUUCCAAUCUCGGUGUGAUCGUGUCCUCAUAUGAAUCAGGAAAAGGCAUGUUCUUACAAGUUCCAAAUUCCAAAUACAGAGACUGGUGGUGUUACAUUUAACCUUAAAGAUGUUAAUAUUGAUGGAAAUUCAUGUUUCAUAUUAAAACAACACUUUGUCUUUACAAUGAAACAUUUUGCUUAAUUUUUAAAGUAAGACAUUAUGAUACCUCUGAUGGCAGUUCCUCAAAUAACUUUAACUUUUGUGCUUUAGGGAUAGCUGUUAAAGUUACAGCUUCUUUUAUUUUAAUUUUUUAAAGGCUUCAGAUUAAACAAGAGCCCUUAAGCCCAUGCAUAGCAUUGCCGCUUCAUCUUGCUGAGGACUCUCUCCAAGGAGGCCAAAUGGAAAACGAGAGGCCACUUCAAGUGGUGUUGGCCCGUUGAGCCUAUUGGGCAAACUAUAACCAGGUUGCCAUAUUUUGUGUGGAUUACUCCAGGAUAGGCCACCUUCCAGCUUUCUCUUAUCCCAGUAACUCCUCUUCCCAUUUUCCAAUCCGUCCCCAGCCUUUUUUUUUUUUUUUUCUGUACUCUUCUUUUGCCUUCAAUAUGAAUUUCAUUUCCUCAGUGACUUUGGGCAGACUUCCUUCUAGCAUGUGUCAGCUACCCUACCACCCACCUGGCCUAGGAGACGCAUCAUUCAUUGCUCCUACUUGUGUCUGUAAUCAGAGAGUAUUUAAGGAGGGCAGUUCUGCGAUGGACUGUGUGUGUGUUGAAAGUAAAGAUGGGGGGAGCGGGGAAGGCAAGAGUUUCCCCAAGAGAUUAUUAGAAAUGAGGGCUGUAUCUACUCUGUGGGAAUGGAGAAAAGAACCAAGUCCUUGGAUAUCAUGGGGAAAGCUGUUUGGCAGAAAGAAAAAUCAAGAGGACCCAAGUGGAUGGAGACAGGACCACAGGAAUGGGCCAAGGACCAAUGUGCCUGCCAUUCAGCCAGCUUGGGACAAGCUUUCACUUUCACUCCCAUGAGGAGGCUUCCAGGCAGCCUGGUUCCCCCACGUAUAGCCAUUGCCCUCGAGCAGGCCAGGCCUCCCAGUGGGAAGGCCUGGGUCCAGGGCAUCUUAAGUUCAUCCACCAGCUCCAUGAGCCACACAGAUAUCCUAGAAAAUAUUCCUUUCUCACACAGGGCUUCUGAUUACUCAGAAACAUGCCCCUCUUCCCUGAAUAACCAAGAACAUGUUCUAUAAAUCCAAUCUCUGCCACAUGUCAACACCUGCUCUUCAAAGCCCCUUUUGAAACUCAGUUUUGUGCCAAGUCCUCUGGAUCUAAUUACCUUAAACAAGCAGAUUUAGCCCUUUUUAAACAGAUGCUCCCAGUCAUCCUGGUGCUUGUACUUCUCCUACAUGUCAUGACAGACCUUGGAUUUACUGAGAACUCAGCCGUGGCCUUGGCUUUGAUACUUAUAGAUGUCAGCCCUUGGGCUGAUUGUUGAUCAUCCAGAGCCUCAGUUCUGUACUUGUAAAGUGGAGACAGCAGUUCUCAUCCUCCUAGCCCAUGGGGUGGUUGUGAAGCUGGAUUGAAAUAUGCGUGUGACUAAGCCAUGUAGCUAUAACGUGAGGGACGAUUUGUAUUUUAGGUCAGUUAUUUUAAUUCUACUUAUAAUCCAUGGCUUAGAAUCUUUAUUUAAACAUUGUUUCUAUUAAACUAGAAAGGCCCAGCAUUUCUGUCAUUUACUUCUGCUAUGAUACACAAGAACUUAUGUUGGAAUGAAGUGAAAAGUAAAAUGGCCAUUCUUAUGAACCUACAAAA